Messenger RNA from Auanema sp. JU1783, 351 nucleotides. The record is from the annotation of a GenBank genome assembly. Lineage: Eukaryota; Metazoa; Nematoda; Chromadorea; Rhabditida; Rhabditidae.
AUGUCUCGUCGUUUCAAUUCUGAUCAAGCCAGUUCAUUAUACAAACUAUAUUUGAAUGUGAAGACCAGCAUUGAAGCCAAAAUGGUUUCCUAUGAAGGGGAUACGCGGGCUGUUCUGGCAGGUUCCUUGAGACAUUAUGUUGCAGUACUCGAUAACCUUAUCCAUCGCCCGUCUGUUCGUGGCUCACGUGAUUCGAGUUUACGAACACCUGAAGUGAACGAGGACUGGACCAUAUCCCAGUCAUUGAAAAGGAUGAAAUACCAAGUCAAAGCAAUAUGCCUCAUCAUCGACCCAGGCGAAGCUGAUCCUCCGACGAGUAGAGAAGAAGAUGAGCUUUCAAUUACAGCAUAG